AGUACAAAAUGUGUUGAAUAUAUCGAAAAUUCCGAUGGUAUCUAUCAGAAUGAACAGAACCGAACAGUUGACAAGGACAGAUGAGAAGCUCCACUCAACCUCACAGUUGCCUAAAAUGGUACUGGUUCUAACGUACAUGCGAUCAGGUUCGAGCCUUACAGGAGAUAUUCUGCAACAAAGUUCAGAGGCAUUUUACGUAUAUGAACCAUUUAGAGCCAUUGCAUCUCGAAAUUCAUCCACAUAUUCUAUUUCAUAUAUAAACGGGACCAAAAGGAAACCGCCAUAUUCGUUGACACAGGAAGCUGUAGAUGGGUUAUACAAUUGGUUCACCUGUAACAUAUCACGACUUCCGGUCAUCGGAGUAUAUGAUAGUUUUCUUAACAAAGGUAUAAAGACACGUGCAAUGCAACCUUGUCUUAAGAAAGUAUACAAUAAAACAAAAAGUAGGGAGAGUGCAGUUAAAGUGUGUACAAAGCAGCUAGAAGAAAUAUGUAAAGAUUCUCCUGUACGUAUUGUUAAAACAAUCAGAAUCGCUGCCAAUGAUGUUGAACACUUGUUACAAGAGUUGCCAACUUUAAAAAUCGUGCAUUUAGUUCGAGAUCCGCGUGCAACACUGUUUUCACAAUCUCAUUUUGGAAUGUGCAAACAACAACGAGGCGGUUGGCAAGGGUGUACAAACAAUUUCUGUAAAAGAUUAGAAAAUGAUGUGUUAAAAUUAGAAAGUCUUAAAAUAAAAUAUACGGAUAGAAUAUUAGACGUUCUGUACGAAGACAUAGCAAAAGAUCCAUUGACAAUGUCCAGAAAAAUGUAUGACUUUAUAGGAGAAGAUUUUACACGGCAAGCCGAAUCAUAUAUUUACAAUAUAACAAUGGCUGGGAAUCAAAAUAACUGUGCAAUAUGCACGACACGUUCGAAUUCAUCAGAACACAUUAAUACUUGGAAAAAGAAAAUGAAAAAAGAAUUUAUACAGGUUGUUAAUGAACGAUGUAAUUAUAUUUUAAAACGUUUUAACUUUGAUGAUUUUCCGGCAUCUUAAUUGUGAUAGUUUUUGUGUGAUUUUAAAAAGACCUCAGGUGAUGUAAUAGUAGCUAAAUCAAAAUGUAUAUAUUCAUUGGUUGAAAGCAUCGAUAGACAAACAUUGAACAUAUUAAAACGGAUAUUUAAUAUAUGACAUCUGUUUUCUUCCUUCUGCUCAUCAAUUCAAAUGAUUUUUUUUGCUGCAAUAUUUUUUGGGGGGCGGUCCUAAAUGCAGACUAUCAUUGUGUAUUACAUUUUAACCGUAAUUAUAAAUUACCUUCUUUGUUCACUUCAUAUACUUUACUUUUAAAGGCAUUUAAUAAUAAGAAUAGUAAGCAUGUCAUGAAUCUGGGUGCAUGAUGCUUUAAUUCAUCAUAUACAAAUCUUGUUAUUCUAAAUGAGGACGUAUCUAUGGAUUUGUAAAUUAAAAAACAAACAAGAUAAUUUUAAAUAAGGUGUCAUAUAAAUGUUACUAGAAUAAAAUUAUUUAGAUUAUGUUGACAAAACAUGAUGUGUUUCAUAUGUAUUUGUAAUAAUGUUUUCGCUGAAUUAUGUUUCAUUACCGUCCAUGAGCAGGCUUACUCAAACUGAACCUGCAAACUUUUAAGUUUCGCCGUUUUAGGCGAUCUACAGGGAUUUUUUAUUCUCUUUUUUAUUGUAUUGUUUUUAUCAAUACAUGGAAUGUGUUCCUGUUCAUUAUCAUUAUUUACAAACUAGAAGUUAAAUGUUAGAAGUCCUACUUAAACUAUAAAUGUUUAAAAAAAAAAGAAUAACGUCAAUGUAUUUGUAAUACUUAAUUUAAUCUUAUAACAACUAAGAGGAGGGGUGAUCUAGCGGUUGAAGUACCUG
Messenger RNA from Ruditapes philippinarum (Manila clam), 1866 nucleotides. RefSeq names its product carbohydrate sulfotransferase 3-like. The record is from RefSeq and is a predicted model, not a curated record. NCBI's taxonomy places the organism in Eukaryota, Metazoa, Mollusca, Bivalvia, Venerida, Veneridae. The transcript is spliced from 4 exons. The coding region runs from base 35 to 1036 and encodes 333 amino acids. Gene Ontology annotation, biological process: sulfur compound metabolic process; N-acetylglucosamine metabolic process. Gene Ontology annotation, molecular function: N-acetylglucosamine 6-O-sulfotransferase activity.